Molecule: messenger RNA, 4566 nt
Organism: Symbiodinium natans
Lineage: Eukaryota; Dinophyceae; Suessiales; Symbiodiniaceae
Source: the annotation of a GenBank genome assembly
AUGGCCGACCCGGGGAGCGACAAUGGGAAAGGCCUACUCGCGCAGCCGACCCCCUCGGACAAGCUGUCAGUGCUUUGGGAAUCUCUAAACCUCGAUUUCCCUGAAGCUGUUGCGUCUCAUUCGGAGUUGAACCGCACCAUUCGUAACUUUGGGUUCUUGGCUACCUCCUUUGACCAGUUGGAUCAGUGGUUGGAGUCGCACGGUCUUCUGGACUUUGGCUCCGAGACAGUUGCGGACCUUCGGUGUCUUUGGCACAGAGCACACGCCUUGGCCUGCUCUGAGGGACACAUGGCAGUCCUGCCUUUCCCACCGCACCCCUCCUCUCCGCCUUUUCCGCAGGAUCAUUCCUUCAGCACGGCCUCAGACCCUAGUCACCCCGUGUCAGGUGCUGCGUCAUGGAACGAGCCUUUCCCAGCUAAGCUCUCCUCGGACAAAACGGCAGAGCUUCGGGCCGCUUUCCUGCGGAAAUAUCCUAGCGAGGUUUUGGACGAUUCCACUAUGCCCUCGGCUCGUCUCCUUGCUUUGGCUUUCAAACAAGCCUCGUCCCACGAGUGGCGCUUCAUUCCUUGGCGUUGGCGCAUGUCCGUGCUUGAGCUUGAAGAACAGCAGCUGCAGCGCCCUCGCAAACUGGCCAGGACCGAACUGGCAGAUCUCAUUUUGGAUGAUGUCCCCUCUCGGAACCUCCCGGACACACUGGGCAUGUUUGCAUUGAGCAAAAUUUUGCGUUUGCACAGUGUGGCCAUGGCCAUGGUCACUGAUGUACACUUGGUGACGCUUAAGAAGUACGAGUCUACCUUCCUGCGUUUUGCUUCGGCUCGCUUUGACAGUAGCAGUGGCCUUCGCCCACCCAACGCACUAGAAUGUGAGCAGGCAGACCGCCGUUUUUGGGAGGCCGUGUCCGAACUCCGUUUGCAGGGUUGGUCUUUGGAUGACUGUAUCCAUGAGAACACAGCCGUCCGUAGCGAGCUGGCUUCUCUUUUGGCACCGCGCGUUUUUCUGCCCAAGGGCUUGCGCCGCCCGGAGGGCAAGGGAGCAGGUGGAGGAAAGGGCAAUGGCCCCGGUGCUGGUUUUGGCAACGGACGCGGACGCGGCAAAGGCAGGGGGGAUGGAAGAGGUCGCGGGAGUGGCCUUGGCACCGGUCGUGGGGGAUCCGGUCUGGGCAACCAAGGCAACUCCGCAGGGACCUCCGCAAACCGACAGGAGGGACCGGACCCAUCUUUUGAGCAGGCAACUGGGUCCGGUCUGCCUCUGUUCACGCCUGCCUUUUUGCCUUUGUCUUCCCAGAGCUCCUCCACUCCGGCAAUCGCUGCUCCGGCAAAGCAGGCACCUGAAUCUCCAACGCCCGAUCUUCCUCACGAGGUGGCUCUGGAUGUGUCUGCUUCCGACACAUUAUCCCCAAGGAGCCUGCCACCCCAGCACACAAAUCCCGAGGAUGACAUAUCGGACCCGGACAGCUUUGGCCCAGCGCCAACUCCCGCACCGGUAUUCGCAGAGUCCAUGCCAGGGCUGUUUCCGCCUGCCUCCUCGCAUGUCACUUCUGUCCUACAGUCCGUUCGGGAUUUCAAGCAGCCUUUCUUCCUGGACAUUUGCGCGGGAGCGGGCUCGCCGCUCAGUUCAGCUUUCUUGAGGAAGGGGGUGCCUUGUCUGUCAAUAGACAUUCUCCUCGACACAAACAUGGAUCUUCUCCAGGACGAUUUCUUUGAACAUUUGCUGCGCAUUUGCACGUCCCGCCAGGUGGCCCUUGCGCACGCUGCUCCUCCAUGCAGGGAAUACUCUCGCCUGAAACUCCGUCCUAGAGGCCCGAAAGCACUUCGGACUCCUGCGUUCCUGAAUGGCCUCCCCGACCUGUCGGCAUCACAGGCUCUUAGAGUCCAGGAGAGUCACCUGAUCUUUGUGCGUUGCGUUCAGCUUUUGCAUGUCAGCUUUUCCUGCGGCGCACAGGUCUCGCUCGAACAGCCCCCGAACAGCAUGGCUUGGAUGGAGCCGAUUGCAACCAAUUUCUUGGCAUCCAUCAGCGCGGAUCUGGUCGACGUGGCCGCUUGUUCCGUCAAUCUCGACAUGCACAAAGCUUGGCUUUUUGCCACUUCAUUCAGGGCCUUUCAGGCUUUCGCCUCUACAUGUCCACACACCGAGGGGACCCACGUGGCUUUGCAGGGUUUGUGUGAUGAGGCCGGCAAUUUUCGCAGUCGGGCAGCUGCAGAGUACCCCCCCCGUCUAGCGGACAUGUAUGCUGAGCAAGCCCUGCCCCUCUUCGACGUGGAGCAAGGGGUAGCUUGUGCCCUUUCUCUCGCCACGGUACCUCUGCUUGCCAAACUCAAGGCCCUUCAUGAGGCUCCGGUGGCUUCGCAGGACGGGGCCGGCAUCCUUUCCACGCCAGACUGGAGUGCACCACCUUCAGGAGCUACAGAUGUCUUUGCACACCUUAGGCCCAAGCUGAUGACCUUUCUUCUUCAGGGUCGUUUUCCUCAGCGUUUGCGUACUUUGGUUUUGGGGGGAUCCGCGGAGGCUCUUUUCUCAAGCUCGGAGAUAGACGCCCUGCGUCGCCUUUUCCAGGACUGGCUCUCCGCACAUUUCCCUGGCAUUGCCGUUUCCUGCGAAAUAUCUGCAGGGCAACCAUACUGCCUCCAGGCACUGGCAGCUGUCUCACGCAUUUGUCGUGAUCGAGACGUGUCCCUGUUCACCUGUCUGGAACAGGGAGUGCCCACUGGCUUUGACGGGGACAUUCCGUUGUCCAAUGUUUUCCUGCCACAAGGAGGGGGCCACCCCUUUGAGCAAUCACUUGGCAUUUGUCACGGCAAUUGGUCGAGCGCUGAAGCGGACCUUCCGACCCUGCAUGCCUUAGUGGAAGAAGAGAUCGCCAAUGGCUGGUUCUUGGAGCUGGAUUCUUUAGAAGCGGCUCAAGAGCGUUUUGGCGACAAGCUGGCCAUUGGAAAGAUGUCUAUCGUCAAAGCUGAAGGCAAAAAGCCGCGCCUGGUGGUCGACUCCACUGUGUGUGGCACUAACCCGUCUUGCUCGAUCCCCGAGACGUACACACUCCCGGGUAUUGACGAUGUCAGGGAUUCUUUCCCUUUGCGGUGUCACUCUGGCCUGUGCGCAGGGUUUGCGUUUGACAUCAAGUCCGCUCACAAAACGGUUCGAGUUCGCGACUCUGAUCAGGGACUUCUUGGGGUCUCCCUCCCGAAGAUUCAAGGUCCUGGCCGUCGUUGGCUUUUUUACCGCGUUUGUCCCUUUGGAGCGAACUUCUCGGCCCUCUGGUUCCAGCGCUUGGGAAGCUUUUUCCUUCGCACGUUACACCUUUGGACCUGGCUUCGACACGCCCUACUGGGCUACGUGGACGACUUUAUGUUGUUUCAGGACCAGGAGGUCAUUGGCCUUACAGCAUGCAUGACACUGGCUUUUUGUGCUCUGUUCAACAUACCGCUGUCCAACGCCAAGUUACAGCUUGGCAGCUGUAUCCACUGGAUAGGCUGGCAUUUUUCCUUUGGCUCUGGCACUUUCUCUAUUCCGGUUGAAAAAGUCCAGAAGUUGAAGCGCCUCUUGCAGGAAGCCUUACAGGGUCGCCAUGUCUCGAAACGGACCCUGGACAAGGUCACCGGGUUGCUGCAGUGGUUUUGCAAGCUGUACAAGCAUUUUAAGCCCUGGUUGCAAACCCUGUAUGCUGAUGCGAACCGUCCAUUGGCCACCAACUACAGCAUUGACCCUGGCGAUUGGCCCGGCUUGGCCAUUUGCGUUAACGAGGGGCUUGUCUUCACCUCCACGCCGCCGGGCACAAGCAUUCCGACAGGCGCCAAGCUCAUUGAAGCCAGGCAUUUGGCCCUGCAGUCCAAGAAAGACCUUGCAAAAAUUCCCACCUCGAAACGCAUUUGGAUGAGAGUGACGGACCCCUCCACUACUCGCCGCAAGCUUUCUGUUUCCAGCCGUGAUAGUCUUCAAUUUUGGCUUAAGUGGUGCGAGGUUCCACCCCUUUUCUUCCCCUUGCAGAAACCUGCGGACGUUCCCAUCGUCUGCGCCGCUGCCGACGCACGCGCAGAUGGGGAUCUCGUCGGGAUAGGGGGCUUUAUCGAAUGGCCUUCACGCCAGAUUUCGUGGUUCAGCCAGUCAUGGCGUGUGCCGGACCUUUCGUCAUUGGGUGUGCCUUUGCAGGUGCCAGCUCGCCAAGACAUCACAUGUUACGAGACAUUGGCACAGCUUGGCCUCAUUCUUUGUCUACGUUCCGUGGUGCCUUUGGCACGCUGGACCGUCCGUCUUCGCACGUUGUCCGACAACACAGGUGCAGAGGCAGGCAUCAAUAAGCUCUACAGCUCGGCCUUUCCUUUGUCAGUGUUUCUGAAACGCCUGUCAAUGUUGGCGUGCAUGACUGGCAUUGAGCUCGACGUUUUCCACAUACCCGGCGAAAAGAAUGACGAUGCAGAUCUGCUCUCCCGCUGGAGUGACGAAUCCCAGCCCUUGCCAGCCAAGUUCCUUCCGGACUUUCGUGUGGACUGCAGCCUGGCUCGCAUCUGGCACUUUCGUUCCGAUGUGCGCCUUUGGCCUCACGAUGCGAAGCUCAAAUGGCAGCCGCCAUAA